Molecule: messenger RNA, 1875 nt
Organism: Cyclocybe aegerita
Lineage: Eukaryota; Fungi; Basidiomycota; Agaricomycetes; Agaricales; Hemipholiotaceae
Source: the annotation of a GenBank genome assembly
AUGGGAGCCCAGGCCGCAGAAUGGCCGUGUGGCGUGUUGGUUGAAAAGAACUUCCUCUUCGCCGCCUAUAUAACCUCGCUCCGACGUGAAAGCCAUGGCGUGCCCUUCCUUCCCUCGACCAUGUCCGACCGCAAGAGCGACAAGAGCCCCUCCGACGUCGAGCGCGCCUCCACACCCUCAGACGACCAUGACUCCCAUCUGGGUGUCUUGACUGUGGAAGCGACCCACAAGGUGUACGGAAAAUACUCCAAAUGGUUCCUUUUCAUCAGUUUGGGUCUGGCCGCGUACAUAUAUUCCUUGGACAGCACAACGACGUACAACUACCUUGCGUUCGCCGCGUCGUUCUUCGGCAACCACAGUCUAAUCAGCACGAUUCAGGUCGCACAAGCUGUCAUCAUCGCUGUGGGGAAGCCUGUCAUUGCGAAAAUUGCUGAUGUUGGAUCAAGAGGGUUGGCAUAUGUCUUUGUCCUAAUUUUCUACGUGGUGGGCUACAUUGUCAUCGCGUCGGCGAACAACAUCCAGACUAUCGGCGGAGGAAUCGUGGUUUACGCGGUCGGUUACACGGGUCUGCAAUUGCUAACGCAAAUCAUCAUUGCUGAUAUCACGGCCCUCAAAUGGCGCGGUUUGGUCUCCGCACUCAUGUCGAUGCCGUUCAUCAUCAAUGCUUUCGUGGGGUCGAACAUCGCCGCCGACAUCAUCACUGGGGCUGGCUGGCGCUGGGGAUAUGGCAUGUUCGCCAUCCUUGUACCCGCCACUCUCAGCCCGCUGAUCAUCACCCUCUUGUGGGCGGAGCGGAAGGCGAGGAAGUUGGGGAUCGUGAAGCCACGGAGCAGCACGAAGUCAUUUGGACAUAAAUUCCUCAGCACUGUCGACAAGCUUGACGUCGUUGGACUGGUCCUCCUCGGAACUGCCGUCGCCCUCAUCCUCCUUCCUUUGACUCUCAGCAGGAGCGCCAGGAGCGGCUGGAAGAAUCCUUCCAUUAUCGCCAUGCUCGUCGUCGGCAUCGUCCUCCUCCCCGUAUACCUUCUCUGGGACAUCAAAUUCGCCAAGCACCCCGUCGUUCCUGGGCGCUUCCUGCGGAACCGCAGCGUGGUCAUUGCUGGCGCAGUUGGCGCUUUCGACUUCGUUUCGUUCUACAUCUCCUAUGCGUACCUCUACUCCUUCGUCAUUGUCGUCAAGCCUUGGCCCUUGCUCCACGCGACGUACUUCGCUCAGACCCAGACCGUCGCUCUCACCGUCUUCGGAAUCAGUGCGGGUCUCGCCAUGCGCUUUAUCCACCGCGCGAAACCCCUGCUCGUUGUUGGGCUCUGCAUCCGUCUGCUCGGCUGUGGUUUGAUGAUCCAUUCGCGGGGGGCUAACGCGUCGGACGCGGAGAUCGUCUGGUCGCAGCUUCUCCAGGGCAUUGGUGGUGGCUUCGCGGCCGUCGCCAGCCAGGUCAGUGCACAGGCCGCUGUGCCCCACGUCGAUGUUGCGAUGGUCACUGCCGUCGUCCUGCUGGUGACCGAAAUUGGUGGUGCUAUCGGCACUACGAUUGCUGGUGCCAUCUGGACGGCCAUGAUGCCAGAUAAGCUUGCGGAGUAUCUCCCUUUCCUCGAUGACGCCACUCGCACGCAGCUCUACGGCUCGAUCGUCGCCGCUGCCGCCUACCCCCGCGGCCACCCCGUACGCGAGGGUGUUAUUCUCGCGUACGACGACGUUAUGAAGAUUCUGACCAUCGCCGCCACCGUCUUCGCCGUCGUCCCCCUCGCCCUUUCGCUGCUUAUGCCCAACUGGUACCUCGGCGACCAGCAAAAUGCCGCCGACAACCUCAACCUCGCGGGCGAGCGGGUACACAACCCUGAUGUGGACACGAAUUCCACAUCGGAGAAGAGGUGA